This is a messenger RNA of Salarias fasciatus (jewelled blenny), 356 nucleotides long. It is a transcript of the gene pvalb9, whose product is annotated as parvalbumin 9. Bases 17 to 346 code for a protein of 109 amino acids. Gene Ontology annotation, cellular component: cytoplasm. The transcript is spliced from 4 exons. The record is from RefSeq and is a predicted model, not a curated record. NCBI's taxonomy places the organism in Eukaryota, Metazoa, Chordata, Actinopteri, Blenniiformes, Blenniidae. Gene Ontology annotation, molecular function: calcium ion binding.
ACCAUCCAGGACCGACAUGUCGCUCACCUCCAUCCUCUCAGCCGAGGCCAUCGAAAAUGCUGUCAAGGACUGUCAAGCUCCAGACUCAUUCUGCUACAAGAAGUUCUUCCAGCUGUGCGGCCUGUCCUCGAAGACACCCGAGGAGGUCCGAGACGUCUUCCGGCUCCUGGACGAGGACAGCAGCGGCUACAUCGAGGAAUCCGAGCUCAAGUACUUCCUACAGCGGUUUGCCCCCGGGGCCCGGACGCUGACCGAAGCAGAGACCAAGAGCUUCAUCUCAGCGGCCGACGACAACAACGACGGGCGGAUUGGAGCAGAGGAGUUCCAAGCUAUGGUCCUGUCCUGAGUUCGGAGGA